AUGGAUCGCAAACAUGAAGUCACCACGGCCGAAAAGUCCUUCGACAUUGCCAUUCCUGAGCAGCCUGUGACUGAGGAGCGCAAACCGUACAAGCCGUCCAAAUCUGAAGCGUUGGCCGAUCUGGGCACUGCGAGAGCAAACAUCGCCGCUGACACAAAGCAUCCCAAUGGCACUGUGGAAGGCGGUUUUGCCACUCGCAACAAGCACCGCACUGUCGUUCAGCAGCACUGUGACUACUUCGACCCUGAUGGUGACGGCGUCAUUUGGCCCUCAGAUACGUAUCAUGGCUGUAGGAAAUUUGGUUGGAAUAUAUUUCUCAGUGUUUUGGCGACAUUCAUCAUCAACUUCAACCUGUCGUAUCCGACCGUACCAGGAAUCUUACCUGACCCGUUCUUCCGAAUCUACCUCGACAGAGUGUACAAGUGCAAGCACGGCAGUGACAGCAUGACAUUCGACACCGAAGGCAGAUUCACUCCACAGCACUUCGAGAACAUCUUCGCCAAGUACGACCGUGACAACAAGGGCGGACUGACCUUCGGAGAUGUGUGGAGCUUCUGGAAAGGUCAACGCAUGGUGCUUGACGUGUUUGGGAUCAGUGCCACCCUUCUUGAAUGGACAGCGGUGUACUUGUUGCUCUGGCCAGACGACGGGAUCAUGAAGAAGGAAGACAUCCGCGGCGUGUACGACGGCAGCAUAUUCUACCGGAUGGCAGACGAGCAUGCGAAGAGGACAUGGAACGUCCAGAAGAAAGGGUGGUCCUUGUUCCAGCCUGCAUUGCUUGUUUCAGCCUGUUGCUUGGGGAUCUUCAUGAGCAGCAAAGACCACCUGAAAGCCUCAACCUAG
Exophiala xenobiotica is the source of this 843-nucleotide messenger RNA. RefSeq lists its product as uncharacterized. The record is from RefSeq and is a predicted model, not a curated record. Lineage: Eukaryota; Fungi; Ascomycota; Eurotiomycetes; Chaetothyriales; Herpotrichiellaceae. Gene Ontology annotation, molecular function: calcium ion binding; monooxygenase activity. The transcript has 3 exons. The coding region runs from base 1 to 843 and encodes 280 amino acids.